Molecule: messenger RNA, 532 nt
Organism: Gigantopelta aegis
Lineage: Eukaryota; Metazoa; Mollusca; Gastropoda; Neomphalida; Peltospiridae
Exons: 4
Coding region: 118-408 (96 amino acids)
Source: RefSeq, a predicted model, not a curated record
AAAUGCACGUGUCAGCAAACUGUAAAUUGUAUAAAAACAAGGACCUCUGAGUUUCCGAUCAUCCUUGUGAAAGUAAGCUAACACAAAGAUAACCCGGACUUGUUACAACUUGCCAUCAUGCAGAUGCUCAUUGUUAUUGGUGUCUUUUGUCUUGUUACCGCAGUGUUGGCUAAAGAUGUCGAAACGUAUACUUCUCUGUGCCAAGACGAAGGGGACGAAUGUAAACGAAAUGGCAUGAUCGAAUGUUGUCGAAAUUUGGACUGCAAAAAAUCGAGAUACGGAAAUAAACGCACAUGCCAAAGAAGUGACGACGACUCGUGUAAACCGAGAGGUAAACGCUGUAGGAGGCACAGUGAAUGCUGCAACAACAGACGGUGCACACGAAGUGACAGAAAAACAUGUCGAUAAUUAAUUGGCCUGGAGUUACCUCCCAUACAGCUAUCUUUUCAGUCUUAGACGAAAACGAAAGAAAACAAUAUUCUGUAACAUCUUGCAAUUACAAUCGCUGUAAUAAAGUAUAUUCAGAAAAUUA